Messenger RNA from Schistosoma guineensis, 834 nucleotides. The record is from the annotation of a GenBank genome assembly. Lineage: Eukaryota; Metazoa; Platyhelminthes; Trematoda; Strigeidida; Schistosomatidae.
AUGGACUCCUCUGACCUACAUCUUGCAAUUGAUUAUGUUGGAUCAUGUGGUAUCGUUUUGACACCUGAACAAAAGGCGACGCUUAAUACAACACUGACUAUUUUGAGGCACGAAAACAAGUUCUCGUAUGUGUCGUUUUGGGGUAUAAUUCGAGGAAUCAAUGGAGACUAUUUCAUUGCUCAAGGAAUAGGCAAAGAUGUAUUAAAAGAAAAAACAAAUCUGUACAGUAAAGAUUGCACAACAUGGGGGUUGUUACCAGUACCAGGGAAACAAGAUAUAGAAAAAAGUAAACUUUUCAAAAUGAGACUAACAGGUGAUCCUUCACAUGAAGCUGAAUACGUUGAGGUGAAACAAAUGCCAGGAGAAGGUGAUGAGCUUGUCGAGACUGAAGAACUUAUAACCAUGAAAGAAGAAGAUAGACUUGCUGCUAUUAUUUACCGCAUGGAAGAGGAGGUUGUUAUUGUUCCACGUGGUGCAUUUAUACGAAUGUACAACGGACAAGUUGUGAGAAAUAAAUCUUUUGAAGGUUUAACUUGUGCUGAGGCUUCAAAGCUAUUAUCAUACUUCCAUUGUCGGCCUCCUGUAAAUAUGUCUAACAAACCAUUAGCCGAAAGAGCAAAGCUGGAUAAAGCCAUCGAUUUUUUAGAUACUAUUGAGGAUGAUAAUCCUGAAGGUUGUUGGGUGAUUCAAUUUGAACGUGGAGGCAACCUUGUUCUGGUCAAAAGUCUUUUAUGGAUUGGAUAUGUUUUAUAUCACUUACCAGGUACAAACAAAUAUGGAUCAAUUUAUGUUGGAACUGGUGAAUAUAACAUUGAUCUCCCAUUUAUGAUAUAA